Messenger RNA from Exophiala spinifera, 813 nucleotides. RefSeq lists its product as uncharacterized. The record is from RefSeq and is a predicted model, not a curated record. Bases 1 to 813 code for a protein of 270 amino acids. The transcript has a single exon. Lineage: Eukaryota; Fungi; Ascomycota; Eurotiomycetes; Chaetothyriales; Herpotrichiellaceae.
AUGGGUAUCCCAAUAGCAGUCCGACUACAGGCCUACCUUGACCCUCUCGUUCUCCUCGGCAUCUCAAUAGGCUAUCUCCCCAUCACCCUACUCUCGCACCCUCUCUUGUUCCUCACGUCCCCGCAGUCGUUCCGGUCCAAAUGGUUCGAGAGCUUCUGGCGGGUCAUCGGGCCCAAGAUGGCCGCGUCCGAGAUCCAGGUCGACCACAUCGAAGAGAUCCUGUCGCGGGCCCGCGGCACCGUUCUCGAACUCGGGCCCGGCGCCGGCGACCAGAUGUACCACUACAAGCCGGACCAGAUCGACACGCUGUACGGCGCGGAGCCCAACGUCUUCCUCCACGCCAAGCUGGCCGAGGUGGCCGAGGAGAAACUGGGCGGCGGCGGCGGCGGUGGGAAGACAAAGUUCGUCGCCCUGGAAGCGGGCGCCCAACCGAGCAGUCUCGUCCCCGCGCUGAAGAAAGCAAAUCUCAUCGACCCCGGCGCCGGCGACGGCGACGGCAUCGCCGUGUUUGACACCAUCGUCGCCGUCAAGUCGUUGUGUUCGGCGCCGCAGGCGGACCUGCCCGCCACGCUGGCUCUGGUGCAAGCUCUCCUCCGGCCUGGCGGGGAGUUUCUGUUUUUCGAACACGUCGAGAACGACACCGACUCCGUCACCAUGUCUUUCGCCUGGUGCGUAGACUGGAUAUGGCCGGUGUUCAUGGGCGGGUGCAGGUUGAAAGGCAAGGUCGACAAGAUCGUGCUGGGCAUGGGUGGAUGGGAAGAGAGAAACGUCACCACGAUUGGCGAUUUCAAGGGGUACGAGGUAUGUUUUUGA